AAGAAGUUUAGCAGUUAAGAUUUUCAAGAAAAUGUGUUGUCAUGUUGUAUAACGAGCAUUUCAUUAAGGACGCGUCAUGUGUUAUUUCGCAAUUUCUCAUCACCCCGAAAAUGCUUGUUUAUGUUUUGAAUUUGUGUUCUGCUGACAUUUUAACUUAGUUUUGAAGCCCUUACCUUUAAUGAAAUGGACAGCGACGAUUCAGAUUAUUACGCCCCCGCCACAGCAUUCCCAAUAGAAUCGUUAAAAGGUCAAAACAUUGACUUAAAUGUACCUCCUGCCAAUGGUAUGGAAUACCUGCAGAGGGUUAUGCUUGAAGCCAAACGAUGUGAACAAAUUGUAUCUGUUCCUCCAAAGUUAAGCAAGAAUUCUCAACCAGAUAUCGUUCAGAUGUCACAUUCUGUCGACAAUCCCUUUGUUCAGCCAGAAAUAAAAUCAGUGUCACCGUUCGCUCCAAGUCUAGAAUGGCAAGAAAAGCAAGUUUCUGACUUUUCAAAUUUACGCCAGAAAAUAUCUCAAAGGAAGGCCAGCCGUCAUCCUGGGCCUCAAAUAACACUGCCCUCUAUUUCCGACAAGAAGGGAUGGAAACAACUCUGUUUCGGGAUUCAGUGUGAUGAAGAGUGUGAAAACAGCAGCGGGAGUCCUCCCCUUCUUAGUAUUUUAGUUAAUAUUGGUCAGCCCAUGGUUGACACGCUUCUUAAUUGGCACAGUCAAUGGCUGGAGGAGUGUAAUCACAUUACCCAUCUCCAUGGCCAGUGGAUCUUUGCUUUGCUGUCGUGCUUGGAGUUGCCUUUGCAUCCAGACACUUGUAGCACUUUACGAUAUAUUGCUAGAAUUUGUCAGCAAAUACGAAAUUCUAUGGUUGAACCAGAGGCAAGUCAAUUAGCUGCUGUUAAUUUGCUAAUAUGUUUAGUGGGGAGAUAUUUUAGUCAGUCUGAUCUAGUUGAUUAAACUGCAAUUGAUAAUUGUUAAGAUUUUAAUUACUUUUACAACUAAUGUUUAGCAAACAAAUUCACAAAUAUAAUUUUAUUUUUAUGAACCUAUAGAUGAAUUGGAUGCAAAAAAAAAUGAAAUAAAAAGUCUAAAUGUGGAAAAAAACUAA
This is a messenger RNA of Frankliniella occidentalis (western flower thrips), 1099 nucleotides long. It is a transcript of the gene Gem2, whose product is annotated as gem-associated protein 2. Gene Ontology annotation, biological process: spliceosomal complex assembly; spliceosomal snRNP assembly. The record is from RefSeq and is a predicted model, not a curated record. NCBI's taxonomy places the organism in Eukaryota, Metazoa, Arthropoda, Insecta, Thysanoptera, Thripidae. The transcript has 5 exons. Gene Ontology annotation, cellular component: SMN complex; nucleus; spliceosomal complex. Bases 184 to 948 code for a protein of 254 amino acids.